Messenger RNA from Capsaspora owczarzaki ATCC 30864, 4529 nucleotides. Its product is annotated as integrator complex subunit 4. The transcript has 3 exons. The coding region runs from base 157 to 4398 and encodes 1413 amino acids. Gene Ontology annotation, cellular component: integrator complex. Gene Ontology annotation, biological process: snRNA processing. The record is from RefSeq and is a predicted model, not a curated record. Lineage: Eukaryota; Filasterea; Ministeriida; Capsasporidae.
UUUUUUUUUUUUUCUUGGCAUCUUCUUUCUCUCUUUCUCUCUUUCUCUCUUUUCUUUCCAGUCACAAACGUUCGACGCUUUGGAAAAUCAACAAACGCCAUUUGAAGCCAAAUCCGCUGUUGCAAAGACCGACUCGACUGGUGCUUGUUGUCAAAUAUGACGCUCACGCAGCAGAACGCGCGUCGAAGCGCCUCGGACGCCGCACUCGACGGACCGAACGCGUGGAGCGCGCGCCUCAAGAAGCACUCGCUGGCUGGUGCUGUGGCUGCUGGCCCUGCUGUGAACGCGGCGCCGUGGUCGGGCGCAGGCGGCUUUGGCGAGUGGCUCGCAGACGUCGUCCUGCGCUGCUGCUGCUCGCCAACGGACGCCAUCGGACAGCCCACAGCGGGAACGAAGGAGACCAAGCCGACGAAGACAGUGAGCAAGACCGCAAAGCAGCAGCGAGCGUCUGCUUCGUCUGCCUCGGUGGCGGAACGUGUCAACGCAUUGCAGCAGCUCCACAAUGCAGUCCAAGUGCUCGCAGCGCUGCCGUUGAACGACGAUGCCAAUCAUCACAGCAAGCACAUUGUUGCCAAGACAGUGGAAUCGUCCUUGUCAGAGUCGUCAUCAUUGGCGGAGCCACCUCGCUCGUCCUCCAAUCUCGUCCUCGCAAGUCGCGACUCGGGCCUCGCCGCCAUCGCCGGUUUUCUGUGCAAGCAGCUUCAAGUCGAGUCGGACGAGCGAGUGCUUACUUUGCUUAUUGCGCUGCUUCCAUGCGUAGCCGUAGCCAUUGCCGACAACUCAAAGCAGCAGCAGCAGCACCAAACCGAUGAUGCGAUGGACACCUCCUCCGAAGGAACGUCGCCCAUUGCUCCAUCGACAAGAGAGGCAUGCUUCCGCGCGCUGCUUGAUUGCGCAGCAACGCAGCAUGCAGCUGAUCAGCACGAAUUGGCGUCAAGCCAAGCAACGUCGUCGUCGUCGUCAUCACGAGAGCCAAUGCACAUGAAAGGAAGCACGCCGAGACCGUCUGCCGCCGUCAAGGUGGCACUGCUGAAGGCUCUGGUCGCGAUUUUCCCGCCGAAUUCAACCUCACCGACGGACACACAACUGGAUGAAGCCUUGGAAUGGGCCUUGCUCUGGAUCAACUCACGUCACCACCUUGUUCGCCGACACGCAUUGCUCGUCCUUGCUCACCUCCAUCCCAUCAGUGACGCAAAGGACGCCACCCCACAGCGUCUGUGCCACUUUUUUUUAACCGACGACGAUCCACGCGUGCGCGCCUGCGCUAUGCAGUGCCUCAUCUUGCUUCAUGGUCGAGGCGCUGCCCUUUCGUUGAUGUUGUACCCUUCGGUGUGUAGCUUGCUCGUGGACGACGAUGAAGGUGUUCGCGAAAAUGCCGUUCGACUGAUUGCAGUGCUUGGCCGAGCGUUCGUCAAUGCUGCCAUUCCGGCCAGUCAGUCCCUGUUGCUACACGGCGCUUCCAAUGCAGGCGCCGCUUCCCACGACUCUGAUUCGCAAGAGCAGCCAACAGUGCGCUUUGCGGAUGACGUGUUUGCUCGCCUUGGAAACAUGGUGAACGAUGCCAGCAUGAAGGUGCGCGCGUGUGCGUGUGCCCUGCUCGGCGAGUGUCGCAACGUGACAUCCACCCUGUUGUUGCAAACCUUUGACAAGAAGCUGAUGGCCCAUCAGAAAUCCAAGGGCAGCUUGCGCUCUGAGCUGUCCAAAACUAAGAAAACCGGGUCAAAGCGCAAAGCCGCCAUUGCAGCAUAUGCCGCCGAGCGAGAGGCCGAGCAUGAAGCCAAGCGUCAAGGCCAGCGGAGAAUGCGCGCGCCUCGCGAUCAUAGCGGGGCUUGGAAUUCCAACGCCCCUGCAGCAAACUCGGCGUCAGUGCCGCACGUUGCUGCAGCAGCAGCAGCUGCUGCUGCUGCUGCUGGCGUUCCCGCCAAUUCGGUGGCAGAUGGCCAUCCCAAAGAAGAAGCAGGCUUGGUCGACCCGACCGACAUUCGCCUCGUCGAUAGCGGCGCGUGCGGCGCAUUUGUCCAUGCGCUCGAGGACGAGUUUUUGGAAGUGCGGUCGGCCGCUGUGAUGGCGAUUUGUGCCUUGGCUGUGUCUGCACAGGCCUCGCAAGUCGGCAAGUCGGAUGGGACACGCGAAGAUGAGAACGAUGCCAACGAGGAGGAGGACGAGUCGGAGGAGGAGGAGGAGGAGGAAGAUGCCGAAACGGAAUUCAGCACCGCCUCCUCGACCUUCAACUCGACCAAGGGAGGUGUGCGACAGACGUCGACCAUUGCGGUGCGCAAUCUGUUUGCACACGCGGCGGUCGACUUUCUUGUGGACAUGGUCAAUGACGAAAUUGACACGGUGCGUUUGGGUGCCAUCUCAAGUCUGCAUCGGUUGAGUGGCACAGUGGUGCUCGGAGAAACGCAACUCGAGGCUGUGCUUGGUGUUCUUCACGAUGCAUCGCCAGUGGUGCGCGCUGCAGUGCACAAUCUGGUUGCGUGCACGCUUGUGGCUGACGCCGCCUGUGUGUUGAUGGUCGUCACCAGCUUGAUUGCCAAUCUCAAGCGACACAGCGAGACGGAUCGCCACACCAUUUGGAAGUGUCUCGCGGCUGUUGGACGGUCGCACGCUGCGCUGGCGGAGCCGCUGGUGCCGGGUUUGCUUCGCAUGGAUCCCAGCUUUGCCACCGCCGAGCCUGUGAUUGAUGAUCCGGCGUACGUGUCCGUGUUGGCGUUCAUUUCGAAUGCCGCCAUGAGCCAAAUCAACGGCGCGUCCUCGUCUGGCGCAGUUCUCGACAUGCUGCCGCACCACACUCGGCGUCACUGCGACUUUCUUUCGGCAACCCAUGGCGAUGCGCUCUUCCCGCGCUUGCCCAAUGACUUGACGUGCAGCAUUUCUGUGGUGGACCAGGCCUUGCGUGCACCGCGAGAAGAUGCCUUUUCGAAAGCAACCUCGUCGAUUUGGUUUGGCGCGACCGCCAAGUCUACCCGAAUUGGCAACUCUGAGCCUGUGGCUCUCGGGGCAUGGCCCUUGGCCGGACCGCUCUCCUUGCUGAUUCGUGUGGGCAGCAGCCAGGAUCGCCGAUUGCAGCAAGGCAACCUACAGAUGUGUGCCACGCAGCUGGCAGCAAUUGUUCGGCGGGAGUCUGCGUGGACUGGCCAUGCGUGUUUGUUUCAGUCAGUCGUGGAUGCGUUGUUGUCGUUGACCAAGCUGGUCGGGCCAGACUCUCCAGCUGCGCCAGUAGCGUCAGCAGCAGCAGCCGCACCAGCCGUUCGCGAGGCUGUGGACGUUUCGUGGAAGCAACCACCUUCUGUCGUGAAGAAACCUGCUGGUCGCCCGAGCGUGGACACGCGCCAACGACAGGGACGUGGAUCUUUUGGCCGCUCCCUGCCGCUCGAGUCCAAGCAGGCUGAUGUCUCUGUGGGUGCUGCGCUCUCCGUUCUGUCGGCUGCUGACCAGCUGAGCUUGCGCUUCCAUGCGGACAACCAUGUCGAGGAGCACAUUUCAGUGGUGGCGUCGUUGCUGCGAGCGGCGGCGCUUGUGCACCUCUUCGUCACCACCGUGCUUGAGCGACUGUCUGCCUCCGGCUCUUCGCUCUCGAUUGUCGUCUCAGACCUCCAUGAUGGCCCAGCCGGUACCGUCCCGCACUGGGUGAUUGAUGCAACGUUCGCUUUGCUCGGAGAAAUCGUCGAUACUCUGAACCAAGCCCCGCUGCUCCAGUCAAAGUCGGUCGCUCGUGUUGUCGUUCUGAUUGAAAAGCAUACAGCUCCAUCGCAGUCUUCGUUCCCUCCACCGCCCGUUGGCAUCCUGCUUCGUAAUGUGGCCUCCGAGCUCGCAUCGAAACACGCCGUUGCGGAAUUGUGCACUGCCGUUUGGCAGUCCGUCGAGCAGCUGAGCAAGCACGUUCGUCACCAGCCAGCAACAGCCAUCGCCAGACGCACCGCUGCUCUGCUCUCCCCCGUGGAAAACACGCACGAGAGGCCGUUCGAGUUUAAUCCAGCGUUUCCGAUUGAACUGCCUGUGGUUGCUGAUGUCUCUCACGAUGCCCUGUCCUUUGGCAGAAUUGGCAUUCAGAUCACCUUCCCUGACGGAAGCUGCAAGCUACAUGUGCCGCUUGCGUCUGACUUUUCGCAGCAAUCCGGGUCGUCCGCGGGUCGGUUGUCAACGAGCCUAGCUUUUACCCAACCGGCCUGGUCUGAUCCUUUUGCAUUGAAAAUCCGCAUCGUCCGACUCCAUCCGAGCGAUGAACAAACCCUUGCGCGACGAGGCGCCUGUGUGGACUUGUUCCGCUUUGCUUUGUCCACGCACCACGCAGUCACGACAGGAGAGGAUGGGCUUUCUCUGUAUGCCAGUGGCGCGAGUGUCCUAUCACCGGUGACGCAGCUGACCGCGUCGAGUGCGACUCGACCGUCCUUGUAAAGCGAAAAAACCAAAGUUUGUAGAGUUGUUUCAAGUACGCCAAUACCAGCGGCGCAACUCAGCGAACUUUUUUGUUGUUAUGACGGUGUGAGUACUGUUAAAUACAAAUACACAUCGGUUUGAAAAAGAAA